AUGUCGGCCCCUCAUCAUCUCUCAUACGGCCCAAAAACUGCCGUCUUUACCAAUGGUUACGGUUUACCCACGACUUCAUAUCCUUCCCCAGAGGCGUCUUAUGAAGAAAUCACUCAAAACCCUCAAUUUUUCUUGGAUAAACUUCAGACAUUUCACUCGCUUUUUGGUACCAAGUUCAAGAUCCCUAUCAUUGGAGGGAAGUCUUUAGAUCUUCACAGGCUAUUUAUAGAGGUUACAUCACGAGGUGGAAUCGAAAAGAUUGUUAGUGACCGAAGAUGGAAGGAAGUCAUGGCUGUGUUCAAAUUUGGUCCCACAAUCACAAACGCGUCUUUUGUGUUGAGAAAAUAUUAUCUUUCUUUACUCUAUCAUUUUGAACAAGUUUAUUACUUUCGCAAGAAAACUCCCUCCAUAAUUCCACCUGAUGUUACAAACAGGCUCACGGAUGGCUCAGUCUCUGGCUCUCUCAAGAAUCUCUUUUCUGGAAGGCGAGUUGUUGAGGUAGGGGGAGAAGUAACUGGGACAAUUGAUAACAGAUUUGAACAUGGUUAUCUUGUUAGUGUAGAAAUGGGGUCUGAAAAGCUUUCAGGGUUUCUUUAUCAUAUUCCAUCUGAAGCUUCAGUGGGUUCUCAUGGAAGCCAUAAUAAUAAUAAUAUGUAUCAAUAUCAGCUUGCAUUAAGGGAAGCUUCACCUGAGUUAGAAGCUGUAGACACAAGUGGCUAUGAUGUGUUUUUCACUGAGCAUUAUGUCAGGUUAAAACCAUUGUACCAUGGUCAAGAAAAUGUCAUCCGUAAAAGAAUUCAAGUCCUAUGGAACACUCUUACAGAAGAGGAGAAACAGGUUUAUCAAGAAACAGGGUCGAGGGGAAAGGAAAGAUAGAUGAUUCGAGACUUUGAAAUUUAAAAUUUAAAAUUUGAAAUUUGAAAUUUGAAAGUUGAAAGUUGAAAGAAAGAGUUGUGUUGGUUGGAUGUAGGGAAGGGUUUUAGGUUUUCUUUUAUUUUGUUUUUUGUAGACUCUUUGGUUUGUUGUUGUGCUUUGUGUUGGGCUUCUAACACUUUUAAGUUUGUUGUAGUUUAGCAUUGAUGGAGAAAAGAGUUUGUUUUCUCUUAUCAUGAUGUAUGAAAUCUGCCAAAAAAGUUGAUGUUGAGUUUAUAAUGUCUUAAUAGUUAAUAGUGAAUCUAUUGUGAUGAUGUUGUUGAUGCACUCAUCUUCAUUAUAGGUUAGUAAUGAAGAUUGAUUUUGAGGUAUUUUGUAAGGG
Molecule: messenger RNA, 1255 nt
Organism: Lactuca saligna
Lineage: Eukaryota; Viridiplantae; Streptophyta; Magnoliopsida; Asterales; Asteraceae
Source: the annotation of a GenBank genome assembly